Molecule: messenger RNA, 529 nt
Organism: Eupeodes corollae
Lineage: Eukaryota; Metazoa; Arthropoda; Insecta; Diptera; Syrphidae
Exons: 2
Coding region: 146-439 (97 amino acids)
Molecular function (GO): chitin binding
Source: RefSeq, a predicted model, not a curated record
GUAUGAUUUAAGUUUACAAAAGUUUUCUGGAAACAAAAAUUACCAACUGAUUAGAUUUUAUUGCAAGUUUUGCGAUCCAAGCCGAUGAUAUAAAUUGUCAUUGAUAAUCAGAAACUUCCAUCACAGAACCAUAAUUCUCCUUAAAAUGAAGACAGCUUUUGCUUUAGUUUUGGUUGCGGCUUUUGUAGCCUUAUUCUCAUCGGCAGCAGCUCUCUACAGUAAUACUAAUGGAGAACCAAAGUGUACUGCCAGCAAUGUCCAAAUUGGAAUAUUCCGAAAUAAUUUUGAUCCUACAAGAUAUUGGCUUUGCGACUCAGUUGGUGCAGCCGCUAAGGAAGUUGGGUGUCCAAAUGAAUCUGGAUUUUUGGAUUCACAGAAAAAAUGUGUUAGUUGGACUGAUUGGGUUUGGGAGCAACCCAAUGAUCCACCAACUGCUUAAAAAGUGAUAAUUUGUGGUAGUAACUUGAAUACAACCACUUGUGAUUGUGAUUACAGAAUUUGAGUAAAAUAUAAAAUAGUGACGAUACAA